Arachis ipaensis is the source of this 2063-nucleotide messenger RNA. Its product is annotated as receptor-like serine/threonine-protein kinase At2g45590. Gene Ontology annotation, molecular function: ATP binding; protein kinase activity. The record is from RefSeq and is a predicted model, not a curated record. Lineage: Eukaryota; Viridiplantae; Streptophyta; Magnoliopsida; Fabales; Fabaceae. Gene Ontology annotation, biological process: protein phosphorylation.
AGUAAAGAGGGUUAUGGAAAUGGAAGUAGCCAAGUAGAGUAGAAGAAAACAAUAAAUGAAUAGAUACAUAGUGUAACUGUAUUCAGUAUUCUUCUAUUCUCGAAUAUCCAGAGACGCAUUAAAAACCCCCCUCAGAAGACUAACAAACUAGUUGGCAAUUCACAUGAAAAGAUGCCAUCACGCCACCUGUCCACGUCAUCGCCACCAAACAAACCCCAAAACCAUGUCUUCUCCUCCGCCUCCUCUUUCUUCGUCCUCUUCUUCCUCUGCCUUCGAAACCCAACAAGGAAGAAGAACCGGACAACUCCUUCUUCUGACUCCGACUCCAACCCUCCUCACCGCUUCUCCUACUCCCUCCUCCGCCGCGCCACCAACUCCUUCUCCACCAUCCUCGGCCAUGGAGGCUUUGGCCCUGUCUUCUCCGCCUCCCUCGCCGGAAAACCCCUCGCCGUUAAGCUCAUGGACUCCUCUGCAUCCCUCCAAGGGGAGCGCGAGUUCCACAACGAGCUCCUCUUCGCUUCCAGGCUCCUCCGUUCAUCCUCCUCCUCCACGUGCCGUCACGUGGUCCCUGCUAUAGGGUUCGCCUCCGACCCCAAACGGCGCCGUUUCCUCAUCGUGUACGACCUCAUGCACAACGGCAACCUCCACGACGCACUCCUCCGCCGAAAAUCCCCUGAGCUCAUGCGAUGGCAGACGAGAUUCUCCGUCGCACUGGACGUCGCGAGAGGGUUACAGUUUCUUCAUUCCUGCGACCCUCCGGUGAUUCACGGCGAUAUCAAGCCCAGUAAUGUUCUCUUGGACCGGUCCUUUGCGGCCAAGAUAGGAGACUUUGGACUUGCGAGGUUCAAGACGGAGAACAGGUUGGAAGCUGAGGCUUUGGGGUGCGAGAGUGACGGUGCCUCUGUUUUUGAGGAGCAAUCUCCGGAAGGACCAAUUCCAUCGCCUGAUGCAGUUGUGAAGAAAAAUGGGAAGGGUGUGGGGGGCAAUUUGGUAAAUGAAGAGAACGGAGGUUCAUCGGGUGCUGUGUUGAAGGAUUAUGUGAUGGAUUGGAUUGGGAAUGACGUUGGAAUGCAGAGACCCAAAGCUGAGUUGACUGCUUCUGCUUCUGCUGCUUCUACCAGUGCAAAGGAUGAGAUCAACAAGAAGAAGAAGAAGAAUAAUAGCAGUAGUAGUAGGAGGAAACUGGAAUGGUGGGAAUCUAUGGAUGAGGACGGUGAUGUUUUGAAGAAGCAGAGAAGAAGGCCUGUGAGGGAAUGGUGGAAGGAGGAGUAUUCUCAAGAGCUUGCUAGCAAGAAGAAAAAGAAAAACAAAAAGAAGAAAGAAAAGGAUAGAAAUGGUGCAGAGAGAGAGAGUGAUGAGUGGUGGUUCAGGGAGAUUAAGAAAAGCGGUAGCAGGAACAGCGUAGAUUCAUGGGUAGAUGAUGGUGAAAUCCCCAAGAGUGGCGCUAUGAGCAGCAACCAAAGCAUGAGAGGGACGGUGUUCUAUGUUGCUCCAGAGUGUGGUGGCGAUGCGUCGGAGAAGUGCGAUGUGUACAGUUUCGGGGUGUUAUUGCUUGUAAUAGUGUCUGGGAGGCGUCCAUUGGAGGUGACUACUGGUUCACCAUUGUCGAGCAGUGAGUUUCAGAGAGCGAAUCUUGUGUCGUGGGGUCGCCAUUGCAGCCGCAAAGGGAAGCUGCUUGAUCUUGUUGAUGAAUCCAUUCAGGGUUUGGAUAAAGAGCAGGCUCUGCUCUGUAUCAAGGUUGCGUUGCUCUGUUUGCUCAAGUCACCGUCUCGUCGUCCUUCAAUGAAAGAGGUUGUUGGGAUGCUUAGUGGGGAAUUGGACCCAUCUCAAUUGCCCCUUCACUAUUCAUCUUCAUCAUCCACUCAACAGUAGCAAUUCUACUUUGCUGUAAAUUUCCCUUUUAGUUGCGUUGACUCUCUUUUGUUUUCACUUUUGCUAGUUUUGAUUGAUUUCUCUAUUUCACACUAACUUUGAGGCAUGCUUUAGUGGAGAGGCCAUCUUUGUAGUUCACAACUUUUGCUAAUCAGAAACCCUUCUUACUUUUGUGUAACAUCUUUUGGUAA